AUGGCGAAUAGUCCAACCGAAAAGCAUGGAUAUACGAAAGAUCGGAAGAAGGAUGAUGUUGAUAAGACGAAGGAUAGGGGAAGAGAUGAUGAUAACGAAGAAAUGAAAGAGGAUGAUAAUGAUGAUGCUGCUUUGCUUUCACAGGCUAUAAAUGAAAAAGAUUGGAAUGUUCCAAGUCAGCCUGAUAAAACAUCAUUUUUGUCGGAUACUUUGAGAGAGGGCCUUUUGAAACAAUUUGAUGAAAUACCGUUUGCUGGUGAUGCAUAUUUGCUAACACAAGAAAUCAAUAGGCUAAGAAAACAACUAGGUGAUUCGCUUGGAGAAAAUCAGAUGCUGGAACAAGAUCUAAGAACCAAGGAAUUUAGGAAUCGUUUGAAUAAUACGGCAUCAGUUACGGAAACUAAUCAUGCUGAGGUGCUAUUGUAUAUAUUUUUUCAUGUGACGGAGCCAAGUGGCAGUGGACGUCAAGAACCACCUGUAAUUCGACUCAAAAAAGUUUCUAUACCAAGCUUCCAACGGGGAAAUCGUUUCUCAAGAACUUGGAAUGAUUCUCCAGUAUUACGAAAAGCUUUUGCUCACUGCAAAUUAAUUUUAAAUGAUACUUUUCAUGCAAUUGAUAGUCAAGGAAAACCUAUUAACAAUACUACGUUCAUUCAACACGACACAAAGAGUAAUCGAACUACGCAAACUUCACAGCAGGAACUGCAAAUUUCGAAUCCUAAUUUAUACAACUGUCUGGUAUAUCUCCGUCCAGACAAUCAGCUUGCUCAAUUUUAUGGCGCAUGUGACGAAAUAGUUACAAUGGGCUUUCGCAAUAUUUCUUCAGAACUAUUAAGAGACCGUAAAUGGAAAACCACUCGGCUUAUGCAUGAUAUCCUUGUAGAACCACGAAAACGAUGGUGUCGCUAA
Molecule: messenger RNA, 909 nt
Organism: Acanthocheilonema viteae
Lineage: Eukaryota; Metazoa; Nematoda; Chromadorea; Rhabditida; Onchocercidae
Source: the annotation of a GenBank genome assembly